AUGGUCAAAGACGACAACACCGUUAUCAGCGAGUUCAAUGAGCUCGUGAACAUGACGCCCAAAGAACUCCGUGACUGGCUCAAGGAAGAAUCCUCCCAAGAGUCUGGCUGGGGCGGCGAAUCAGGCGAGACUGUCGGCCACGAGAGCGGUCGAAAGAUCGUGAAGAUUUUAGAGAACAACCCGGAUCGAGACCCUUCGGGAUACGAUAAAUCUGAUCUGGAACACAUGCGCAAGGUGGUCGCAUACUGCAAGCGGCAUCUUGCCCAAGAAGAGAAGGCCAAGAAGAAUCCUGACAGCAAGAGCUACAAGUCGCUCAAGAACUGGGGGCAUGACCCAUUGAAAGCCUAA
Penicillium diatomitis is the source of this 348-nucleotide messenger RNA. Its product is annotated as DUF3140 domain-containing protein. The transcript has 3 exons. Lineage: Eukaryota; Fungi; Ascomycota; Eurotiomycetes; Eurotiales; Aspergillaceae. The record is from RefSeq and is a predicted model, not a curated record. The coding region runs from base 1 to 348 and encodes 115 amino acids.